CGCGACGGAAGACACGCGCUCACGCAUCAGUAUGCCCUGAAUUUGUCGAAGGAGGUGGGAGCACCUGCUGCUACUACGAGCACGCCGAGGAAGCACGCGAUAUAUUAGUCUCCGUCGGACGUAUCGGCGCACUGCAGCGGUAUUUCCGAACGUCGCCCGGACUUCGCGAUCGACGACGAAUCGGCCGACGGCUAUCCACAUGGCGGGACACACGGUCCUCUUAUUCCUGCUGCUGUCCGGCUGGCUGUUCGUCAUCGGGCAAGCACGAACAGUCUCGCGCGGCGACGAACGCGGUGUCCUUCCCGCUGACCAGGACUCGACAACCAGGAGCAAGAAAAAACCGUUCACAUUGGAGGAAAUUUAUCUGAACCUCUACGGACAGUUUGGCUUCAAUGGCACGUGGAUCUCCGAUAAUGAGAUCAUGGUCGAGAAUCUGCUCUUCGGCUAUAUCACCAAGUACAACGUGGUGACUGGCAAGAAGACGACGAUAUUCGACGGAAAGAUUCUACCGCCGGAAUACAAGUUCGCCCCGGCAAGCUUCUCGGCCGACAAAGAGCAUGUGUUCUUCACUUACAACAUCAAGUAUGUAUUCAGGCACUCGAAGUACAUGAAUCUCGUGGUGCACGACGUGAAACGGGGCUCGUUCAAGAAGGUCGCGAACGAAGCCCGUAUCUCAUUGGCAACAUGGCUGCCGAUCGGCAGCGAGUUGGUCUACGUCCGCGCUAACGAUAUCCAUCACAUGGUCUUCAAGGACGGCAAGAGCACAGUGCGGAGAUUGACGCGCAGCGGCAAGUCCGGAGUCGUGUUCAACGGGAUUGCCGACUGGGUGUACGAAGAGGAAGUGUUCUCCUCGUCGUCCGCAAUAUGGUAUUCCCCGGACGGGCGGUAUCUAGCCUUCGCGACCUUCAACGACACUCUGGUGAGGGAUAUGGAGUACACUUAUUACGGCGCGCCCGGCUCUCUCAAGGACCAAUAUCCCACGCAAGUGCGGAUCAAGUAUCCCAAGGUGGGCACACCGAAUCCGGUGGUGUCCUUGUCGCUGAUCGACCUGGCCGAUCGAUCGUCGACGGCGGUCGCGUUAAAAGCGCCCAUCGACGUGGUCGGCAGCGAUCACGUGCUGUUCACCGUCAGCUGGUGGGAUCCGAAGCAUGUACUCGCGACGUGGACGAACCGCGUGCAGAAUCAGUCCCAGCUAGUCAUGUACGACACGCAGGGCGCCGCUAAACCUGUCUGGUACGACGAAGAGAGGCGAGGCUGGCUCCAACCGAACAGCCCCAUGAGGGUCGGCCAGCACGCGCUGCUCUUACAUCGGGAGGAUUCCGGCAGCAGCGCCGGUAAAUUCCAACACAUAGUGAGAUACGCGUACGACGGCAGCCGGUUUACCUCGCCGGUGGACCUCACGCCCGGCUCUUCCGAGGUGCAGGCAAUCCUGACCGUUGACGCGCGCAGAGGCAGGGUUUAUUACCUCGCCACGGCGCCGGGCGAGCCGAGCCAGAGGAAUUUGUAUUCGGUGGCCCUGGACGCGAGCCAGAAUCCGACUUGCAUAUCCUGCGAGCAGCUUACGCCGGAAGGGAACAAAUGCGCCUACGCGACCGCGUCUUUUUCAAGCCGGAUGUCGCAUUACGCCCUCAUCUGUCUCGGUCCCGACCCGCUCACGGUCACCAUACACGACACGGAGGACAAUCGGCAGAUCAUGACGUGGCAGGGUAACAAUUUGAUCAGGAGCAUGCUGUCGCUGCGACUGAUGCCGCUGCAGAAGAACUUCAACGUCACCGUCAACGGCUACGAUUGCAGGGUCAGGUUGUUCCUGCCGCCGGACUUUGACGAGACACAGUCCUAUCCCAUGCUGGUAUACGUCUACGGCGGCCCGGACACCAUCAGGAUCACGGAUGCAGCUAGGUACGGCUACGAGUAUUACAUGACGACCAACCAGCGCGUCAUCUGCGCGUGGAUCGACGGCCGAGGAUCAGCCUUCAAGGGCAGUAAGAUGCUCUUCGAGAUAUACAGGCAUAUAGGGAUCGUGGAGGUUGAAGAUACCAUCGAGGUUACCAAGAUACUGCAAGAACGCUACAAAUGGAUCGACCCGCAGAGGACCGGCAUAUGGGGCUGGAGCUACGGCGGCUUCACCAGCGGCAUGGUGCUCGCGACGGACGCGGAGUCCGUAUUCAAGUGUGGCAUCUCCGUCGCGCCCGUAUCCUCCUGGAUCUAUUACGACUCCAUUUACACGGAGCGAUACAUGGGCUUGCCGAGCGAAAACGACAACUUGGCCGGCUACAACGACACGGACAUCUCGCGACGAGUGGAAGGAAUACGCGGGAAGAAGUACAUGCUGAUACACGGCACCGCGGACGACAACGUACACUAUCAGCAGUCGAUGGCGCUCGCCAAGGCGCUGGAAUAUCAGGAUAUCCUGUUUAACCAAGUCACAUACCCCGACGAGAUACACGGUCUCUUCCGCGUGACGCCCCACCUUUAUCACACGAUGGACAAAUUUUGGAGCGAGUGCUUCGACCUGGACCACACCUUCUUACUUUAACGGCCGAGUCGCCAUGGGCGAGAAGACGGGGCCAUUCCGUCGGACGAUCCUUCGGCGACGUCUAACAUCGCGGAACAAUGGAUGCACUACGUGUCGGCGUAAUCUUUGAUGAGGAUAGGUCCUAAUGCGAUCGCAUAGAGAUCCACGAAAGAUCCAUCCAAGACACGAAGUGUCAUUUUUCAGCCCUCUAUAUGCGCGUGUAUUGUCAAAUUUAUUUUCGCAUCGGUCUCUCGUCGAUCUCGACGGCUUCAGCUUCCGACGAAGAGCCCGCGUGGAAGCCCGCGACCAGAGUCAAAGUUCCUCUUACCCCUUAUAGUGCCAAACACGACCGACGUCGGCUCGCCGAUGGACCGGUCGAUCGAUUUAGCGAAUGUUAACUCGCCCGUCACUCGCGACGCGCGUCAGACCGAACCGACUCGGGCAACUGGACGAAAUUAUGGCGGCGAGUCCGCUGCGAGUAUCCUGCUUCGACAUGCUCGCGUUGGUGAUCGGUGAGUCGGUCUGCACGCGGACGAACGUGCACGCGAUGAGGAUGACUCAGUCGACUUAAGUGCAACGACAGUAACAAUUCGACGAAUACCGCCGAAACGAGCGACGAAACUUUGUGUGACGAAAUAAUAAAUCUAUUCAUUGGCAUGUA
Molecule: messenger RNA, 3176 nt
Organism: Harpegnathos saltator (Jerdon's jumping ant)
Lineage: Eukaryota; Metazoa; Arthropoda; Insecta; Hymenoptera; Formicidae
Product: venom dipeptidyl peptidase 4
Exons: 14
Coding region: 200-2536 (778 amino acids)
Biological process (GO): proteolysis
Cellular component (GO): plasma membrane
Molecular function (GO): serine-type peptidase activity; dipeptidyl-peptidase activity
Source: RefSeq, a predicted model, not a curated record